Messenger RNA from Pantherophis guttatus, 6986 nucleotides. RefSeq names its product NLR family CARD domain containing 5 (gene NLRC5). NCBI's taxonomy places the organism in Eukaryota, Metazoa, Chordata, Lepidosauria, Squamata, Colubridae. Gene Ontology annotation, molecular function: protein binding. Gene Ontology annotation, biological process: positive regulation of MHC class I biosynthetic process; positive regulation of MHC class II biosynthetic process; positive regulation of transcription by RNA polymerase II. The record is from RefSeq and is a predicted model, not a curated record.
CCGCCGCUUGCAGAGCGCUGAGCGCCGAGCGGCAGCCGGACGGAGAGCCGAGCUGGGCUGCAGCCGGGCCGAAGGAGAUGCCCUUCAACAAGAUGAUCUUCUGGAAGUAACCGAGGGGGCCUGGGAGCCCCCACCCAAAACGUACAGAAAAUAUGAAUCCCACCCCUUGACAUUUCUGGAGGGUGCAGUGACAACACUGCUGAAGACAGAAGAAUUUGCAGAAUGAUGAUGGAUGCUGCACAACGCCAAAGUAUCAUCAGACGCAUUUGGCCACAGCUAGUAGACUUCCUGAGCGGCCAUUCUGAGUGGGUGCUGAAGAAAGCUGAGAUGCUUCUGUCUCGAGGCGAUCUGCGUUUCGUUGACACGGAGCCUGACCUCAAGAAGAAGCGUUUACUGGUCCUGGGUAUGAUCUUAAGAGAUGUGGACACCAAUCCUGAGGUCUUCAAGAAGUUCAUCCAGAGCGUCUGUAUGGAGUGCAGUCUUCCCAUGGAGCUUGAGAUCACAUUGAUGAGCAUCUCUGAAGAAGGCAGUGCAUCUGAAGGACAAGAUCCCCCAAAAGGUUCCUUCUCAUCAACUUCGAGAAAGAUUGAAAGACGUCGUCCGUUCAGCAAUUUGCCCAACAAUGGGAAAGAAUCAAAGCAGAAACGCUUCGAUGCUGCUGAAAGAUACAAUCAACACAUCCUCAGCUCGAUGUUUAGAAAAUAUGGAAUGAGCCACUCUGCGGAAGCAGCAGAAACAAAAGAUCAGCCCUUGGCUUUCAGCCAACAUUUUGUCAACCUUGUCAUCCAUCAAAGCAAAACAUCCAAGUUGAAAGCGGGAAAAGAGAAAAUCAAAGAGGAACCAAUGGCUCCACAUGAAUCCAAGGACCAUGGCAUCCCAAUGAUGAAUUUGUCCGAGCUUUUCAAAAGUGUCCCGAUGGGCAUCACCCAGGUUGUUCUACUUUUGGGCAAGGCUGGAAUAGGAAAAACAUGGUUAGUUCAUAAAAUCUGUCAGCAGUGGGCCGAGGGAAUCUUUCCCCAGUUCAAAUUGAUCUUCUUCUUUGAGUUCAAGCAGCUGAACCUCAUCAAGAGGAAACUAACUCUCCAAGAACUCUUGUUUGAUUAUUUCCUCCAACCAGAUCAACCCGAAACAGUGUUUCAAUUUCUCCUGGAGAACGCCCAACAAACCUUGGUCAUUUUGGAUGGUCUGGAUGAGUUCAUGGAGAAUAUCAUUGACUUUCCACCCAUCUCCUUCACCUACUUCUCAGAUCUUCUCAUACCUCUUUUUGUCUCUGAACUGGUGGCUAGUCUUUGCCAUGGAAAACUCUUGCCAGGUUGCACAGUGCUGAUUACAAGCCGGCCAAAGCUACUCCCUGCAGUAUUAGUCAGAAAUACCAUCCUGCCAGCAGAAAUUUGGGGAUUCGACCGUGACAAAGUUGAGGAAUAUGUUAGCUAUUUUUUCCAACAGCCUUUGCAGAAAGAGCAAGCGCUUGCUCUUCUGAAUGAAAAUGGCAAACUCUUGAGCAUGUGUUACAUCCCUGUGCUGUGUCACAUUGUCUGCAUCUGUCUGGAGCAUUUGUUCCUUGAAGACUCAGAGAGUGUCCAGCUCCCUCAAACCAGGACCCAGUUUUACCUCAUGAUGCUGCGGACUUUCAUCUGCAGACAUCAGGGUGGGAGGACUUUGAAUGAAAUAGACAUGGCUCAACAUCAAGCAAUCCUUGCAGAUCUCUGUGAGUUAGCCUUCAAGGGCCUUGAAGAGAAGAAAGGGGUUUUUGAUGCUGGAGAGGUCCCAAAACACGUGAAAGAUUUUUCUUGUCGCUUUGGUCUUCUUUUGACCUCUGAAGUGAAAACAGGCAAGGACCCUACUCAAGCAGGUUACACUUUUGCUCAUUUUAGCUGGCAAGAAUUCUUUGCAGCCCUCUUCCUGUUGACAAGCCCAACAGUAGAUGGCAAGAUGUUGAAGGAGAAGUUCUUCCUGAGGAAAAAAUGGAUUCUGAAGAAAGAGACAAGGAUGCCCUUUACAGAGAACUACCAUUUCUUCUUCUCUGGCCUUUCAUCUCAAGAAUGUAGACAGUUCCUUUGUUCCUUAGCUGGGCAAAAUGAGGUCUGGAUUCAGGAACGGCAGAGUAUUAUCAACAAGAUAUUGCAGAAACUCGCGGUUGCUAAUUUAACAGGACCCAAGAUAGUAGAGUUGUGCCACUGUGUGUACGAGACACAAGACAUUAGCUUAGCACAGCACGUUGCAAAACAGUUAAGUUUCAAAUAUCAAUUCAGAAACUUCAGGUUGAUGCCCUUUGACAUGGUGACUUUAGCCUUUCUAAUCAAUGGAAGUCCUCAUGGCGUAUGCUUGGAUUUUGAUGGCUGCCUCAUGGAGUUGGACUACUUGGACAUCUGGGGCAGUUGUGAAAAUAUAGAGAACUUGAGCUUCAAGAACAGGCAAUAUGGAAGUGAGUUUGCAGGAGCCCUUUCCAAAACCUUGCCUAAGAUCAAACACCUGACAACAUUUCAGUUAACUGGUGGAAAUCUUAAAAGCCCAGGAUUUGAAGAUCUCGUUCGAGUUUUGCCAAACUGUCACCAGCUGGAAGAAAUAAAUUUGCAGGACAACAGGUUGAAGGAGCAGGAUCUGAUCAAGUUGGCAGAAAUAUUUCCCGCCAUAGAAAAGUUAAAGACAAUGGAUUUAAGCUACAACGAGAUGUCUGCAGGAACUGUCCUGGCCUUCAGCAAAGCAGCUGCAAAUUAUCCAAAAGUUUCCAAGCUUCAAAUAAGGAAGAGCAUCUUAAUAAUCUCAUUUGCUAACCUCUCUCCAAAGGAACCUAGAUUAAAAGAUGUCAGAAUUAAUGAAGAAGAAAUUGCUCCCCAACCCAGGAGUUUAAUUUUACAAUUGCAAGAUUGCCAGUUAGAUUCACAAAGGGCAGAGGAAUUGGUAGACAUUCUCCAGAACUGUUCCCACCUGUCUGAAAUCAAUUUAUCAGAUAACCAGCUUGGUGAUGAAGGAUGCAGAAAACUCAUGACUGUGGUGUCCCAGAUGUGCAUUUCUGGUUCUCUGAAUUUAAGCAACAACCAGCUUUCACUUAAGAGCAUAUUUUAUCUCCUGGACUCAGUGAAUCUUUGCCCAAAUGUUGCGAAGCUGGAAGCCAGAACUCUUUCUCAUCUCUCUAGUGUUGAUCAACAUAUUGCAGUUUUGACCUUUGUGAAUAAAGGAGGACCUGAUGCUACUCAGUCAAGGAAUUACAAUUUUCAUGAUGUCCAGUUAAACAAAAGUCAACAGAUGGAGGUGACAUCAAAGAAAAUAUGCUUGGCAGGUAAUCAUUUUCAUGAUGAAGAUCUCAAGAACUUGUGCUUAGCACUGAAAAGGUGCAGCAGCAUAUUAGAAUUAAAUUUGUCAAAUAAUUCUUUCGGUGACUCAGGAGUUCUGCAGAUAAUGAAUUCCAUCCAAGAUCUGAAGAAUUUGAAUUCUUUAAUUCUGGAUAAUAACCAAAUGUCACUGGAUGGUGUCAUUUCCUUGCUGGAAUUCUUCUCCGGCUUAGAACAUAUCACUUCAGUGCAUUUAGGUUUGGGAAGCAUCCAGAGAUGUCGCUUAAGCUUUGGAGAACAAAUCAGGUAUAGCCCGGCCAAUGAGCAUGUCAGGAAGCAGAUGAGCUGCCGUUGCUUUUACCUGGAAAAUUGCACAAUCCAGCUGGACAUGAUUCGCCUCUUUAAGAUUCUCACCAAAUGUUCUGGAUUGGCAGAAAUCAACUUCUCUGGAAAUUCACUAAAUGAUCAAGAUGUUAAGCAGAUGGUGUUGUGUCUGUCCGGUCUCAGCAGCUUAAGAUUCUUAAGCAUCAGAGAUAAUGCGUUUUCAUCCAAUGGGAUUUGCUUGCUGGCCAGUUCGUUCAACCAGUGCAGGAGAAUCUCUGAAGUAAACAUCAGAUCAAGGAAAAAUGCUUUUUUGUGUUUUGUGGAAAAUCAAGCAAGUGAAGCACUCUUCUGCAGGUUCAUCAACUGUGGCAUUGACCAGCCCGUUCUCAGAGAGCUGUGUGCCGUAUUUGAAAACUGUGACCAUCUUGCAGAACUGGAUCUGUCUGGGAAUGAUCUUGACGAUGAAGGAUUAAGGUGGAUUCUCGGACAUUUGCCCAAGAUCCAGAAUUCCUGCUCAUUGAAAAUCAACCACAAUGGAAUCUCGCCAGAUGGAGUUCUCCUGCUUGUUAAUUUCCUUGCCACAAAGGAUGAUGUGGUUGAAGUUCAAGCAAGUUUGUGCUCUGAAAAAAUGCUGCUUAUCAGACUCAAGAAACAAGAUAAACCUCAAAAGAUCCUGAGUCUAAAGGAAUGCAACCUCCAAGCAGAACAUCUGGCACAGCUGUUGAGUAGGCUGGAAGGAUGCCCUGCCCUGAGCAAUUUCAUAUCAAUCAACAAUGGCCUGACACUCAGAAGUGCCAAAACUCUCCUUAGGUCUCUAAGAAGAUCGACUAGCAUGCAAAAAAUAAGCAUAGAAGAACCAUGGGUGACACAUGAAAGUUUUCCUGCCCUCCUGAGCCUGGCUGCUGAAGUCCAGGGAGAAGUGAUUACCAUCAUGAAAGCUGGUUCCCUCUUUAUGCUGGAACAGAAAUUUCCUCCCCAGGUGGGGAAAAGAGAGUUUGUGGUCAACAGGUGGUUUGGCUGCUCCAGGACAUCUCACACACUGCUUCCUGAUGCUGAAGGACCAACCUCAUUUGAUGCUUUGGUGCAUUUUCCAGCACUGCAGAAACUUUGGUUAACCGAUGACCGGAUUCCUCCCACCAGCGUUGAAUACGUAGCUGAGAUAUUGCGACGGGGCUUUGCCAUUGAAGAUAUUAAUUUUUCCAAUAGUGAUCUCAGCUUGGUCAGUCUCAGUGUUCUCCUUGAUGCUUUGGAGGGCAAACACCACUUAAAGAGUAUCAAUUUUGGCUCCUUGAACCUUGACAACACCACAAUUCUGAAGUUGUCUUCAAGGCUCUCUACAAUGCCUUUCCUGAAAAAACUUGGUUUGAACAAUAACCAUCUCGACAGUCAAAUGUCUUCCCACCUUGCAGAAGUUUUGAAGACCACACCUCAAAUAGAAGAAAUCGACUUAAGCUACAACAAGAUUGAUGAUGCAGGCAUGAAAGAGAUAGCUAUGGUCCUUCCAGCAAUGAAGAACGUGAAGCUAAUCAAUUUUUCCUGCAACAGCAUCACUUCGGCUGGAGGACAAUGGAUUGCAGAAGGUCUGAUUGAGAGUGAGAAGCUGGAAAUACUCAAAUUAUCUUGGAACAAUAUUGGAAAUAAGACUUUGGAAAAACUGGCUCCAAUUUUGCCUUUCAAGAAGCAUUUGAAAGUCCUCCACCUCUCUCACUGUCAGUUGGAUUCCGAAGGAUUCAGCCAUUUGGUGGGAAUCUUGGCCAAAUGUCCACAGAUAGAGGAAAUCAACUUUUCAGAAAACAACAUUGGCGAUAAAGGUGUGAUGUCCUUUAUGACACCAUGGCCAAAAUCUUCACAACUCAGGAAGAUUGAACUAAAGGUCUGUGGUAUCAGCGAUCGUGCUUCCAAAACUCUAAUUGUCGGACUCAGCUGCUGUCCUUUCCUUGAAGAGAUUGUCUUGUCUUGGAAUAAACUUGGUGAUGAAACUGCCAAAGAACUCACCAUGGUUCUCCCUGGGAUGAUAAGGAUGAAGAUUCUGGAUCUGGACAAUAACAAUAUCACAAGUUACGGCGCUUCCAUGUUGGCAAAGCAGCUUCUUCGAUGUCCUGGAAUCCAGACUAUACGUUUAUGGCACAAUCCGAUCCCAAAAGACGUCGAGCAGCAGCUGGCCGAUCAAGAGCCACGAUUACAUUUUGCCUUCCUUUGAGAUGGGAGAAACGGACCCAAACUUGUAACUUCGAGGGAGAUUUGUUACUAUCCAAAGUCUUUUGGACACGAGAGUAAGGAGGAGUGUUUCUUGGAUCUCAUUAGAGAAGCCUUUCUCCAGCCCACGAAUGAGACUGUAUCAAAUCAUCCUUAGCUCUACUGGUGUUAAAGUAGCUUCAUUUCAAUGCCAUCCUCACGAGAACGGCCAAUCCAGAAGGCUGUUUGUUUGGAGACACACCAAUGAACUAUGGGGCUUUGGAACAGAGGCUUUGGAAUGGGGAUUUUGCACCUUGGGAAAAGACCUGAAGUCUGCAAAAUUGGAUUUUGGCUUCUUGAAAUAUCUUUGCUCUCACAGAGUACCAAAAGGAGGUACACUAAUUUUGCACUAAUGCACUGAGAAUCCUUUACAGAAAACAUGCAUGGAAAGAAGCAUUGGAUUCUGCAGUGUGGACGAACACUGGGUUUUUAACCUAUAUUUAUUUAUUCUAUUAUUAUCACAAGUUACUUUCAUUUGGUUGAUGCUGGGGGCUGGUUGAACCUGGGGAUGUAAAACGAAUGAAUUCAAUCUUCAAGGGGUUUUCCAAAGACCCCCACUAGAUGGCGCUCUGCCCUUAUGGAAUGUGAUAGAGAAGCAGGGGUUGUCUUCUAUGGGAUAAUGAAGGAAAAAAGGAAUUCUAAGAAGUCGGGGACACAAAUACCUUUAUCUGUAAGUCCCAAGAUUUUGUUCAAGGAGGCAGAGGGAGAUUAAGCAGGUGCAGAACUGAGAGGUAGAAGUUAAGUGGUCCUUAAGCUCCUGAGCCCCUGGAGAUGCUGCCUAUUACCCAAAGAAAAGAUGGAGGUCAGUUGGACUUAGCAGGUGUAGAAAGUAAGAAAGUGAGGAGGAAGAUUUUUUUUAAAAAGUCAAGAAUGUCCUGAUAAUAUUCAGAAGCGCACUGAUGAUGUUACCUAGUUGGGUCAUGAAACGUCUUGCCAAGUGAACCACCAAGCUCAGAGAACACCAAGGACCCCACAGUCCUCAUCCUUUUCCUCCUCCUCUCUGCAAAUCCCACUCCCUUCUAGUUCUGAUGAUGUUACCUAGUUGGGUCAUGAAAUCUGCAAAUCACCCACUCAGAGAGAGCAUCCAGGACUCCACAGUUCACCCCAGAGCUGCAGAGAUUCUCUUCUGUUGAAACCACAUGUGGGCAUCAGAUG